Molecule: messenger RNA, 2733 nt
Organism: Rotaria sp. Silwood1
Lineage: Eukaryota; Metazoa; Rotifera; Eurotatoria; Philodinida; Philodinidae
Source: the annotation of a GenBank genome assembly
AUGGACGAUGAAGAAUUACCAUCGGAAUCAACAUCACGUCCAAUUUUUCGAAGCAAAGUCAACAAAACAAUUAGUUCAAAAACAAAAAAAAAAUCUAAUUCAAGAAAAAAAAAAAAAAUUCAAUCAACAUCAACAUCAAGAUCAAAAACAUCAAAACAAGCAAUUAACAUCCACGUAGAAGAAAAUUUAAUUCAUGUUAGUGAUUGUAUUGCAAGUGAUGAAACAGAUAAUGAUGAACCUAAUCCACAAUCAAGUGUCGUGACAAAAAAAACUUCUAAAACAAAAUUGGAUGUAUGGAAGUAUUUUACAAUAUUACCUAAUGGAGAUUAUAAAUGUAAUUUAUGUCCAGAUUCAGCAAAAACAUUUCCAAAAUCAAAUGAAUCAUUUGAUACAAAUCUUCGUAGUCAUCUUGGUCGAACUCAUAAACUAACAGAUUUUCUUUAUCCAUCACAACUUCCAACGAAAAAAUUACCAAAAGAAGAAAGUAUACCUGAUCAACGUAAAAAAGAUUUAGAUACAGCUGCAAUUCAAGCCAUUAUUGAAGAUUCUCAUUCGUUCAACAUUUUUCGUAAACCUGGAAUGCAAAAAUUUCUUUCCAAAGCUGUACCAGGUUAUCGUGGUCCAAAUCGACGGACAGUCGUUAAACGUUUAAAAUCUAUGUAUAAAGAACGACGAUCAACGAUUCGUAAUAAUUUAUCUUCCGUUUCGGAUAUUUCUCUAUCUGCUGAUAUUUGGAAAAGCAUACGACGAGAUCAUUUCUUAUGUUUAUCUGCACAUUAUUAUGAUGAACACUACCAAUUUAAAUCAAAUGUUAUUGCUUUUCGUCGUUUUCUUGGUCCCCAUUAUAGUGAUCGAAUAGAACAAUUUAUUACUCAUGAAGUUGAAAAACUCAAUAUUGAAACAAAAAUUCGUUCAUUAACUACUGACAAUGGUAGUGAUAUACGACUUGCCUCACAAAACAAAUUUAAAUUUGGAACAAGAAUUUCAUGCUUAACUCACGUAUUAAAUUUAGUUGUACAAAAUGGUCUGUGGUUGUUCAAAAUACCAAUAAAACCAAAUGUAACACCACCUUUAACAACAAAUACCACCGCAUCAACAAUAACAGUAACAAAAUCAAAAAAUACCAAAUCAAAUAAUACUAAAUUAAAUAAUAUUAAAUCAAAUAACACUACAUCAAAUUCGACAUCAUCAAAAACAACUACAACCAAAUUAAAUACAGUUUCAUCUUCAUUCGGUAAAAUCAAAUCAAAUUUGAUAUUAUCAGCAUCAAGUACAACAAAGUCUAAUAAAACAACAGUACCAUCUAUGGAUUCAUCCACCGAAGAUGAUGAUUAUGAUUUUAACAUAGACGAUGAUGCAGUUUGGGAUCAAGUCAGUGAUGAUGAUAAUAAAAAUUAUAUUAUUAAUGAAGGUGGUGAUGUUGAUAAUAAAAAUUAUAUUAUUAAUGAAAGUAGUGAUGUUGAUAAUUCAUCUGAUAAUAUAUCAACAACAUCAUCGUUAUCAGAUGGUGUAUCUAAUUGGUCAUCCUCAGAAAAUGAUGAUUAUUAUGACGAUUUAAAUACACCAUUAUCAUCAACAAUUAUACAAGAAGAAUUUAUUAAUACAUCAUAUGCUCAACCAUCAAUUCUAUUAUCUCAUGUUCAUAUGCUUCUUCAACGUGUUCGAAAACUUGUGACGAUGAUACGGAAUAUAAGUGCAUUGAACAGAUAUGUUGUUAAACAAAUAAAAUUAUUCUUGGAAAAUUUAAAUCGUCAACGAGCAGCUGAAAAUAAAAAAAAGAUUAGAUACAAAGAAUUUACAUUAGACAUGAAAAUUAGAUGGAAUUCAUCUUUCGUAAUGAUAUCACGCUUUGUUUUUUUUAACUCAAUUAUUACUUCACUAACAUAUAAUCCAUCUGAACAAAUCAAUUUAAAACAAAGCCAAUAUAGAAAAUUAAAAAAAUUAUCAUUUACAUCUUUAGAUUGGUCUAUAUUAAAAGUACUUGAAAAUAUUCUUGCACCAUUUAAUAAUUCAACAACAGUUCUUUCAUGUCGACGUCGACCAACUUUGUCCAUUUGUAAACCUGUUAUUCGUGGUUUAAUAAAUUUUUUAAAAGUAGCUGAUGAUGCACCACAUACAUUAGAGAAUUUAUUGAAAAAACAAUUAUUAUUGAAUUUAAAUUUUUAUUUGAAUAAACAUAUUACUGAUGAACAAAAUAAAGCUAUGUUGAUAUCGUCAUUUUUGGACCCAGCAACGUGUCCAUAUAUCAGUUGUGAUGAUCAAAAAGAAGCAGAAACAAUCAUUUCAAAUGAAGCUCAACAACAUUAUACAAAAUUAAAUUCUCAAUUAUUAUCAUCAUCAAGUCAAUCAUCAAUAACGACAUCAUCAAAUAAAGAUAAACAAAAUAAUGAAGCAAACAUUUUGAAAAAUUUUUUUAUAAGCUGUGGUAUUGAACUACAUACAGCAUCAUCUGAUUUUAAACUAUCAACUAUAAAGGAAGAACUUGCUCAAUAUAUUGCACCACAAAAACGUUUUCAAACUUGUAGUGAAUACUGGAAUGCAAAUAAAGACCGUUUACCUGUAUUAUCUUCAUUUGUUCGUCAAUACAACAUCAUGUGUGCAACGUCUAUUGAUUGUGAAAGCGCUUUCAGUAUUGCUCGAUUUAUUCAUCGUAAAAGUCGAUCUGCUUUAGCACCAUCAAGCUUGAGAUAUUCCAUGGUGUUACGUGAACAAAUCAAAAAUAAACAAAUGUAA